Molecule: messenger RNA, 1200 nt
Organism: Naegleria lovaniensis
Lineage: Eukaryota; Heterolobosea; Eutetramitea; Acrasida; Naegleriidae
Exons: 1
Coding region: 1-1200 (399 amino acids)
Molecular function (GO): protein binding
Source: RefSeq, a predicted model, not a curated record
AUGCCCUCUUCCCAAACACUUUUCGUGAUCCCAAUGAUCAUCACGAUCGUCAUCAUUGGCACCAUUCAUUCCUUCCUAGUAUACUGUGAACCCAAUUCAUUCCUUUCCGAAACCUCAUCAUCAUCCACAGAAUUAGAUCAUCCUCAACAACAACAACAACACUCAAGUGCUUCCUCUCUCGCAUGGACCAUUCAUUCCUUCCUUCAAAAUUAUCAUACCGAAUAUUCAAACUCCCUUCCUUCAUUCGACCAUCACUCCUCCUCCUGGCAGACAAGAAGAAGAAGCCCACACCAUUCUUCACGCCACACACGUCAACAAUAUGCUUCAUGUGCCGCUGUCAAACCUUCCAUUGAUGAUUGCGGUGGUAGAAUUUCCAACAAUGUGAGUACCCUCGUGGCCAAUUCUCUCUCCUUCUACAAGGCUCAAGUCACCAAUGCCAUUGAUAAUUUCAUUGAAAAAGUCAAAUCCAAUUACAAUGGAGAAUUACCGACGGGUUGUGAAUCCUCGGCUCGUCACUAUUUUUGUUCGAAUACCUUUCGUCAUUGUUUAGAAGAUUCGAAUGGACAUGUUGAAAUUGAAAAGCCAUGUCAAUACAUGUGUACGAAUUUGUACCUCAAUUGUAUUAAGGAAAAACAAGUGGCUGAGAAGAGUGCCAAUCAUUAUUGUGGUACGGAGGAGAGACCUUCCGAUGCGUAUGCACGUCAACCGAUUUGUACCGAUGUGUAUUUGGAUCGAGCCAUGAGUGGUUAUUUGGCAAUGGGUUUAACCUUAUUGGGUUGUAGUAUGUUAUGUGGUGGAGUGUGUAGUGUGAGUUUAUGUGUGUGUAUGGUCAUGAAUUCAGCAAUGGAAAGAAAGGCAAGAAAGAGUCGUCGUGAGAUUAUUACUGUGAAUUCCAAUCAUCAUCAUCGAGAUUCCAUCAUGUCUUCUGAUUCUGCUCUUCCUUUCAAUAUGAAUCACCAUCUCAUUAGUGGUGGAGGAGAAAAUAAUCGAAAUAGUUUAAUUUCAACCACAUCGUCACAGCAAGAACAAGUUCCAUUGGCAUUGGGUGGAAAUGUGAUGAGUAAUUUUGGAAGUGUGGAUGUGCCAAUUGCAAAUCAUCGUGAAGAAGAAAUUGUGGUCAAUGCCAAGCGUGGUGAAACAACUGUUGUUGGAGUGAAUGCAAGUCAGGAUGAUACGAGUCAACCUGAAGAAAGUAUUUAA